Molecule: messenger RNA, 1274 nt
Organism: Dendrobium catenatum
Lineage: Eukaryota; Viridiplantae; Streptophyta; Magnoliopsida; Asparagales; Orchidaceae
Product: dnaJ protein ERDJ7
Exons: 10
Coding region: 32-1027 (331 amino acids)
Biological process (GO): protein folding
Cellular component (GO): endoplasmic reticulum membrane
Source: RefSeq, a predicted model, not a curated record
AUAACCGUUGACAAUAACUUUUCAUUUUUAGAUGCUGCAAUGGCCUCAUAUUUUCUGCACCAGAAAACUCGGUGGGACGAAAUCCAUGGCGCUGGGGCCGGCGUCUUCUCGUUUUUCGAUUUCAGACUUCUCCUGCUCCCGCACACUUUAUCUCUGUUCCCUCCUCUUCCUUGUCCUCUCUCUGCUCGCUCGGUCAGCUUGUGGCAUAUACUGUGACGAGGAUGACUGUUAUGAACUCCUCGGGGUUUCGCAGAAUGCUAAUGGGUCGGAGAUUAAGAAGGCGUACUACAAACUUUCUCUAAAAUACCAUCCGGAUAAAAACCCAGAUCCGGAGUCGAGAAAGCUGUUUGUCAAAAUAGCAAAUGCUUAUGAGAUUUUGAAGGAUGAAGCGACAAGAGAGCAAUAUGAUUAUGCAAUUUUACACCCGGAAGAGGUUUUCUAUAACACGGCACGCUACUAUCAUGCAUACUAUGGCUACAAAACAGAUCCCCGUGCAGUAUUACUGGGUCUUCUUUUGGUUGUUUCUGCACUACAAUAUCUGAAUCAAUGGUCAAGGUAUACCCAGGCUUUAAACAUGGUUAAGAAAACACCAGCUUAUAAGAACAGGCUAAGAGCUUUAGAGCUUGAACGGAAUGGACUUGUUACAAACAAGAAGAAGGCCAGUAGACAAAUGGACAAGAAGGUGGAAGAGGAACUUAGCAAUGAACUUCAGUUGCAAAUUCAAGGAGCUGAGAAACCCACACUGUGGAAUAUUUUUGCUGUCCAAUUUAUACUUCUACCUUACGCUGUAGGCAAGAAAUUGCUGCGGAAAUUCUGUUGGUUCUGGAGAUAUCAUAUAAUGAAGGAUCCAUUAACGUGGGAUGAUGCCAGUUAUCUAACACAGGCUUGCCUAAAAGUGCCUCGUGAUACAUGGCAAAACAUGGAUGAAUCUACAAAGAAGGAACUCGUUAUGAAGCGUUUAUGGGACAAAGCUAAUAUGGCGAGCUACCUGGCAGAUAUGAGAAGGGAAUCAAAACGUCGAAGAUGACAUGUCUGCCAGGUUUCUAAAGCCUUCUUUUUCCCAAUGAAGAUUUUAACAAUUUUGUUUCUGUAGUGAAAAUAAAUAUUUACUAAUAUAUGGCUGCACAAUAGAACUUUUUAUAUUAUUUGUUUCCUACAUUUGCAAGAUCACUGUACCCUCACAUUUUAGAUUUUGAUGAGCCUGUUUACAACAUUUGCAAGAUCAAGCUGACCAUAAGUAUAGGACAAUUACUGUCUCUCUGGCAUUUUUCUUA